CCCGGAGGCAGAAAAAUGCAGCAGAUUGUUCGCGAUGUUCUGCCAUUAGUAGGCAUCACCACAAACAAGACUUCGGUAGAUUUUGUCUUUAUCUUGAGGAAAAGAAUCAUGGAGGACGACGCUAAGAAGAGGGUAGAGAAGACUCGUCAGGAGUACAAGAUAAUGUGGCAAAAGGAGAAGGAGGCAGAAGAACGGAGAAAGAAAGAACUAAAGGUGGUGUCUGAAGGCUUAAGUGACUACUUCCGACGCAACAAGACGGGGACGUGGGCCCCGAUGGCUGUUGAGAUGGGUCUGACACCUGUGGACAUCGGUGUCAUCAGGACAGAGACCAUGGACCGCCAGGAACAGCUCCGGCGUGUGCUGGAACUCUGGCGGUACAACAUGAUCAUGGGGGGCUACGGACCGCAGAUCGGGGCCAACAUCAUGAUCGAGUACCUGGGAAACGCGCAGAUGUUCGACGCACUAAGGUUCCUACAGCCUAUGUUGUUGAAGAAACUCGGCAUCGACGUGGACGUAGAGCAAAUCAGAAAAGAGGUGAAGGAGAAAAUAGCUUUGGAGGCAAGACUGAAGGAGGAAGAGGAGAAAGCAAACGCAGAAGCUGCCGCCAUUGGUAACGGGAUCGUAAACGGCAUCAACGGGGAUGUCAACUGUGUAGCUUAGGGUUAGGAAGAUCCAGGGUCACAAAAAACUGCACAAAAUCAACGUCAUUCUACACUAAUAGUAGUUGAUACAUGUAUAUGAUAAGGAUAAGGCAUGUCAAAUCGUCGGGGGCGUAAACAUUUUUCACGAUACUUUCUCAGCCUUAUGAGGGGAAAUGACCACCAAGGGGCUAACUAUCUGCGUCCUAUGUGUGCAAUUGUGCUUCAUUAAUUUUUUUUUAAUUCAAACAAGAAUUUACUUUGAUUAAUUAUUCUUGGCUCGUUUAGCAUGUCAUCAGUAUUUGCUCAUCUUGUUGCGAUGAUCUUCGGACGCGAUCUGUAAGUUAACAAUCGUCAACAAAAAGCGAUAGAAACAAAGCAUAUAUGCAAUGAUUAUUCAUUGUAAUGCAUUAUAAUCAUAACAUGAUUAAGACUGGCACACUGGAAGGUUUUCUAGUCCUGGUGAUUAUUAGUAAACGUUUUCCAAGGCAUUUGAUAUUUUGGUUUUGUAGGAAGCACAUCACUGGAAUGUUUUAUUGUACUACAUGUACUCUUUUCUUGCAGAUGAAUUUAAGAUUCCUAUUUAAUUAAAUAUAUGAAAUAAUUGAUUAAAUACAUAGUGUAAUUCAUGAAAAACUCUUACAGCUCUAGAGGUGAUGCAAGCAACACGUAUUUAGCUAAUUAGGUACAAUGUACAUCAAACACAUGUUGUAGACUAGAUUUGAACGUCAGUAAAUCAUACCUAAUGGUAACAUUGGAUUUGUUUUCUAUCAAAACUAUUUAAGACGUUUAUUCAUUGCGAAUGUUUUUGUAUCUAAUAUAUUUUGA
Messenger RNA from Branchiostoma belcheri (Belcher's lancelet), 1466 nucleotides. RefSeq lists its product as uncharacterized. NCBI's taxonomy places the organism in Eukaryota, Metazoa, Chordata, Leptocardii, Amphioxiformes, Branchiostomatidae. Gene Ontology annotation, molecular function: protein binding. The transcript has 6 exons. The coding region runs from base 16 to 660 and encodes 214 amino acids. The record is from RefSeq and is a predicted model, not a curated record. Gene Ontology annotation, biological process: signal transduction.